Molecule: messenger RNA, 1344 nt
Organism: Aureobasidium subglaciale EXF-2481
Lineage: Eukaryota; Fungi; Ascomycota; Dothideomycetes; Dothideales; Saccotheciaceae
Exons: 3
Coding region: 1-1344 (447 amino acids)
Molecular function (GO): oxidoreductase activity; zinc ion binding
Source: RefSeq, a predicted model, not a curated record
AUGGCAGCAGUUACACAAGCAGCAGCUUUGGCUGAGAGAGCCAUCGGUCACGGCGAUAACGCUGUCACUGCCCAGGACGUUACCAACCCUGGAAACGACAGAGAAAAGUAUGGCGACCCGAAUGUGACGAUGAAGGCCCUGGUCUGGCAAGGCAAGAACACCGUCAAGGUCAUCGAGUGUCCCAAGCCAAAGAUCAUCGAGCCUCGCGAUGUUAUCCUCAAGAUCACUGGCAGCACUGUUUGCGGUUCCGACCUGCACUUGCUGCACGGCUCAGUUGUCGAGCUGGAGAAGGGUGAUAUCCUCGGUCACGAGUUCUGUGGUGUCAUUGAUCAGGUUGGCUCCGAAAUCAAGAACCACAAGGUCGGUGAUCGUGUGGUCGCUUCCUUCCAGAUUGCUUGCGGAGACUGCAUGUACUGCCACAAGAAGCUGUCGUCGCAGUGCGAGAAGACCAACUCCAACACCAUAGAGAACGCCAUGUACGGUGGUCGCACCGCCGGCAUGUUCGGCUACUCCCACUUCACCGGUGGCUUCGCUGGCGGCCAGGCUGAAUACACUCGUGUACCCUAUGGAGACGUCAACCUGCUCCACCUCCCCGACGACGUUCCUGAUGAGAAGGGUCUUUACCUGUCUGAUGUUGUCAGCACCAGCUGGAACUGUGUUGUUGACACCGGAGUCAAGGAGGGUGAUGUCGUUGCCAUCUGGGGUGCUGGUCCCAUCGGUCAGAUGUGCAUUGACUUCUCAUACAUGAACGGUGCCAAACGUGUCAUUGUUAUCGACCAGAACUGGCGUCUCGACUACUGCAAGUCGAAGUACCCCAACAUCGAGACCAUCGAUUUUUCGAACCUACCCAAGGGCGAGACUGUUGUCAGCACUUUGAAGAAGAUGGAGCACGGUGGCCCCGACAUUGCCCUGGAGUGUGUCGCUGGAGAAUACCCCAAGGGCUGGGCGCACACUAUUGAGUUGAUGACUGGCCUGGAAACUGACACUUCCGAGAUCAUCAAUGAGAUGAUCGAGAGUGUCAAGAACUACGGUCGUUGCGGUAUCACCGGUGUUUACGUCGGCUACACCAACCACUUCAACAUCGGCUCCCUGAUGGAGCGCGGUAUCCGCUUGAUCGGCAACGGACAGGCACCCGUCCACCUCUACUGGGAGAAGCUUCUUAAGAUGAUUCAGGAAGGUAAGAUUGACCCUCUCAAGAUGGUCACUCACCGUGUCCGCAUGGAGGAUCUCGACAAGGUCUACUACAAGUUUGACAAGAAGGAGGAUGGCAUGCAAAAGGUCUAUGUCGAGACAAAAUUCUCGCAACCGGCUUGUGCUGGCAGCCCUGCCCUCACCACCUACUAA